Messenger RNA from Tilletiopsis washingtonensis, 2718 nucleotides. Its product is annotated as putative RAD3-DNA helicase/ATPase. Gene Ontology annotation, cellular component: nucleus. Bases 134 to 2677 code for a protein of 847 amino acids. The record is from RefSeq and is a predicted model, not a curated record. The transcript has 13 exons. Gene Ontology annotation, molecular function: hydrolase activity, acting on acid anhydrides, in phosphorus-containing anhydrides; DNA helicase activity; damaged DNA binding. Lineage: Eukaryota; Fungi; Basidiomycota; Exobasidiomycetes; Entylomatales. Gene Ontology annotation, biological process: transcription by RNA polymerase II; positive regulation of mitotic recombination; nucleotide-excision repair.
CUUCUCCACCAUCUCACGCUCGUCUCUCCAAGCCGCCUCUCGCUCUCGUCUCCUCGCUUCGCGUCUUGGCGACUGCACGCGCCCGCGCACGCAUCCCAUUCGCGCGCGCUCUGGCGCAUCGCGCUUGCCCAGCAUGAAGUUCUUCAUCGACGAGCUGCCCGUGCUCUUUCCCUAUCCCAAGAUCUACCCGGAGCAGUAUGCCUACAUGACCGACCUCAAGCGCACGCUCGACGCCAACGGGCACUGCGUGUUGGAGAUGCCGUCGGGCACGGGCAAGACCGUCUCGCUGCUCAGUCUCAUUGUGUCGUAUCAAAAGUUCCACCCCGCAGCGCGCAAGCUCAUCUACUGUUCACGCACCGUGCCGGAGAUCGAGAAGGCCCUGGCCGAGCUGCACGCGCUGAUGGCGUACCGGCAGCGCUACAACGACCCGGAGAAUGCACCCGGCAUUGGGCCAUCGGGCACCUACCCCGGCCGUGAUACGCCUCUGCCAGAAGGACAGGGCGUGCCGGAGGAGAUCCUGGCUGCGGGGCUCAGCAGCAGGAAGAACCUGUGCGUCCAUCCGAGUGUCGGGAGAGAGAGAAAGGGAAAGGUGGUCGAUGCGCGAUGUAGAGACAUGACGAGCGCGUGGGCUUGCGAGAAGGGCAGAGCGGAACCAGGAAGCGUGGAGCUGUGCGACUUCCACGAGGAGCUCGGCAAGCUCGACCAAGCGCAGCUCAUCCCUCCAGGCGUGUGGACGCUCGAGGCGAUCAAGGCGGACGCAAAGGCUCGCGGCGUGUGCCCGUACUUUGCCAUUCGUCGCAUGAUGCCAUACCUGGACAUCGUCAUCUACAGCUUCCACUACCUGCUCGACCCGAAAGUUGCGGAGCAGGUCAGCAAGGCGAUGAGCAAGGAUGCUAUCGUGGUGUUUGACGAGGCGCACAACAUCGACAACGUGUGCAUCGAGUCGCUCAGCAUCGACCUGACGCGUCCGAUGCUGGACAGCGCCUGGCGCAGUGUCAACGACCUGGCUGAGAAGGUCGAGGAGCGCAAGAAGACGGACAACUCGAAGCUGCAAGAAGAGUAUGCCCGGCUAGUCGAGGGGCUCCAGGAAGGCGCCUCGGACAACCAAGAGGCCGAGUCCUUCAUGUCCAACCCCGUGCUGCCGGACGAUAUCCUGCAGGAAGCCAUGCCCGGCAACAUCCGACGAGCCGAGCAUUUCGUCGCCUUCCUCAAGCGCUUCAUCGAGUACCUCAAGACGCGCAUGCGCGUGCUGCACGUCGUGGCCGAGACGCCGCCCAGCUUCCUGCAGCAUCUCAAGGACAUCACCUACAUCGAGAAGAAGCCGCUUCGCUUCUGCGCCGAGCGUCUGCGCGUGCUCGUCUCCACGCUCGAACUGCGACGGCUAGACGAGUACGCUGCACUGCAGAAGGUGGCCUCCUUCGCCACGCUCGUUGCGACGUACGACAAGGGCUUCCUGCUCAUCCUCGAGCCCUUCGAGACGGAGCACGCCACGGUGCCCAAUCCCAUCUUCCACUUCACCUGUCUCGACGCCAGUCUUGCCAUUGCGCCCGUCUUCGAGCGCUUCAGCAGCGUCAUCAUCACGAGCGGCACGAUUUCGCCGCUGGACAUGUAUCCCAAGAUGCUCAAGUUUGACGCCAUCGUCAUGGACAGCUACCCCAUGACGCUCUCGCGGCAGUGUUUCCUGCCGCUCGUCAUUACGCGCGGCUCAGACCAAGUGGCCAUCUCGUCUCGCUUCCAAGUACGCAACGACCCGGCAGUGGUGCGCAACUACGGCAGCAUCCUCAUCGAGCAGGCCAAGUGCGUGCCAGACGGCAUCGUGGCCUUCUUUCCGUCGUACCUCUACAUGGAGAGCAUCGUGGCGGCCUGGCACGACAUGGGCAUCCUCGAGGAGGUGUGGAAGUACAAGCUCGUCUUCAUCGAGACGCCCGAUGCGCCAGAGACGACGCAUGCGCUGGAGAACUACCGUCGGGCGUGCGACAACGGACGCGGCGCCAUCCUGCUGUGUGUCGCGCGCGGCAAGGUCUCCGAGGGCAUCGACUUCGACCACAACUACGGCCGCGCCGUGAUAAUGUUCGGCGUGCCCUACCAGUACACCGAGAGCCGCAUCCUCAAGGCCCGCCUGGAGUUCCUGCGCGAAAACUUCCGCAUCAAGGAGAACGACUGGCUUACGUUCGACGCCAUGCGUCACGCGGCUCAGUGUCUCGGACGCUGCUUGCGCGGCAAGGACGACUACGGCAUCAUGGUCAUGGCCGACCAGCGCUUCGCACGCGCAGACAAGCGCAGCAAGCUGCCAAAGUGGAUCGCGCAGCAGGUCACGGAGACACACAGCAAUCUCUCGACGGACAUGGCGCUCGUCGAGACACGGCUCUUCAUCCGACAGAUGGCUCAGCCAUACCCUGCAGGCAAGGUCGGCGUCAGUCUCUGGGGCGUCGAAGACGUCGAGCGGCGCCAGCGCAAGGAGCGCGAGGCAUACAAUCGUCUGCUCGAAGUCGACGGCAAGAAGGGCCUUGCUGCCGGCGCCGCUGCCAACGGCACAGACGACGAGCUCGAUGAGCAGGACUACGACGCGCUGCAGCUGCCGCACGACGAUGAGACGGCCAUGGACCUCGACGACGAGUUCGCUACGGACCUGCCGGACGCUGAUGAGAUGGCGGCGCUGGACGAGAUGGACGUCUGAGAGGCGCGAGGAGGGGAGAGGCACAGGGGCAGUAGCACGGC